Brienomyrus brachyistius is the source of this 2511-nucleotide messenger RNA. RefSeq names its product protocadherin beta-16-like. Gene Ontology annotation, cellular component: plasma membrane. Bases 82 to 2511 code for a protein of 809 amino acids. Gene Ontology annotation, biological process: homophilic cell-cell adhesion. Lineage: Eukaryota; Metazoa; Chordata; Actinopteri; Osteoglossiformes; Mormyridae. The transcript has a single exon. The record is from RefSeq and is a predicted model, not a curated record. Gene Ontology annotation, molecular function: calcium ion binding.
GUUCCAAGCUAGUCGUAGAAAUAAUUUCAAUCUGUGGACAGUCGGCUAUAUUUUAAAUUACAUAAUUACUACGUUCAGAAAAUGGAAUUGAAUAUAUUUCAGGGUUUUUUCCGAAUGUGCCUUUUGUUUUUCGUUGUGUUCCUACAUCCAGUCGCUGGCGAUUUGAACUAUUCUGUAAUGGAGGAAAUGAAAGGUGGAUCCGUGAUUGGAAAUAUCGCAAAGGAUCUGAAAUUGGAUGUGAAACGUCUGUCAUCCCGUCAGGCCCGUGUGGAUACCGAAGGUGGACGCCGACGUUAUUGUGAUAUUAAUCUGAAUACUGGGGAUUUGAUUGUGAUGGAGCGGAUUGACAGGGAAUCGCUCUGCGGGAAGAAGACUACUUGCAUAUUAAACCAUGAGCUUGUUCUGGAGAAUCCUCUGGAAUUGCAUCGUAUUUUUCUACAUGUUGAGGACAUUAAUGACAACUCUCCACAAUUCGGAAGCGAUGUUAUUAAAUUAGAAAUAAGAGAGUCGGCGGUUAAAGGCGCCCGUUUCCCUUUAGACGAGGCUCAUGAUGCAGAUAUCGGACAGAACGCGAUUCAAUCAUAUACAUUACAAAGAAAUAAUCAUUUUACGCUGGAUGUAAAUUCCAACACAGUUGGCGGAAAAUACGGUGAGUUAGUAUUAGAAAAUGAACUAGACCGUGAAAAACAGCAGGAAGUAACAUUACUACUCACAGCUGCUGAUGGUGGGUUUCCAGGGCGAUCUGGAACUGUACUUAUACACGUCACUGUGUUAGAUGCUAAUGAUAAUAUUCCCGUUUUUAGCCAGGCUGUCUAUAAGGUUAGUCUACCUGAAAAUUCUCCUUUAGGAACUGUAGUGGUAACAGUUAACGCUACUGACGCCGACGAGGGAGCUAAUGGAGAAGUUUCUUAUGACAUGAGACUUGUUUCAGAUGAAAUGUUAAGACUUUUUGAUCUUGAUGCGAAAACUGGGCAAAUAAAGCUAAAAGGACAAAUUGAUUUCGAAGAACAGACAAGUUAUGAAAUGCGAAUUCAAGCGAAAGAUGGGUCGGGACUGGCUUCCUAUUCAACUGUUUUAGUUGAAAUUACAGAUAUUAAUGAUAAUGCCCCUAUAAUAUUGGUUAAAUCGCUUAAAAUCACUCUAGCUGAGAAUGUGUUACCUGGCACGGAGGUAGGCAUAAUUAAUGUACAGGAUAAAGAUUCCGGUGUAAAUAGACAAGUCCAUUGCUCAAUUCAGGAAAAUGUCCCUUUUGAGUUAAUACCAUCUAUUAAGAAUUAUUAUGCCCUGGUGACUAGUGGUGAGCUAGAUCGUGAGCUAGUGUCGGAAUAUAAUAUUGAUAUUUUCGCAACUGACGAGGGUUCUCCGCCUCUGUCUUCUUCUCAAACUAUACAGUUAUCUGUGUCUGACGUAAAUGAUAAUGCUCCCCUUUUCGAUGAUCAAAUGUACCUCGCCUACCUCAGUGAAAAUAACCAGCCUGGUUCAUCUGUGUGCUCUGUUAGAGCGAGAGAUCCAGACUGGAAACAGAACGGCACAGUUACCUACUCUCUUUUGCCCAGUGAGGUCAAUGGUUUUACGGUGUCGUCGCUGUUGUCUAUUAACGGAGAUACGGGGGUGAUUCAUACUGCAAAAUCAUUUGAUUAUGAGCAGUUCAGAAGUUUCAAAGUCCAUGUUGUUGCCAGAGACAAUGGUUCCCCUCCGCUUAGCAGUAACGUGACCGUGAGUGUCUUCAUAACAGAUCAGAAUGAUAACUCUCCACAGAUACUAUACCCUGAUCCAUCAGGAAGCUCCUUCAUGACUGAGAUGGUCCCUAAAGCGGCUCAUGCCGGUUCUUUGGUUUCCAAGGUGAUUGCUGUGGAUGCUGACUCUGGACAGAAUGCAUGGCUUUCUUAUGAAAUUAUGAAGGCCACCGAUCCUGGACUGUUUAAAAUUGGUCGCUACAGCGGGGAGAUCAGAACACAGAGAGACAUGACGGAAUCAGAUGGCGUAAAGCAGAACCUUGCUAUUUUAGUAAAAGAUAAUGGACAACCUUCUCUUUCAACCACGUGUACCAUAUAUUUACUCAUAUCAGACAACUUAGCAGAGCUUCCGGAGCUCAAAGACAUGUCUUAUGAGGAGAGUAGUUCCAAAUUAACCUCUUAUUUGAUCGUUGCACUGGUAUCCAUUUCAACUUUUUUCGUCAUUUUUAUUAUCUUCAUCGUUGCUAUGAACUUUUGCUGUAGGAGAAAACCUAGACUGUUGUUUGACAGCGCGGUCGCCAUUCCCAGCGCAUAUUUCCCUCCCAACUAUGCAGAAGUGGAUGGAGCAGGAACUAUGCGCAGUUCUUAUAAUUAUGACACUUACUUAACAACAGGCUCGCGCACCAGUGACUUCAAGUUUGUUGUGUCUUACAAUGACAAUUCGUUACACAAACGCCAGAUUCUGAAAAAUGAAAUAAAGGAAAUGACUGAAGAAAUCACUGAGAGUGAAAGGAAAACCCAGUCCGGGAUGGACGAUCUACCUGUGGUAAGUUAA